AUGAACACAUUCUAUGAGAGCUCGGCUGAUUUCACGGCCGCUUUGAAAAAAGUUGAGAAACACUCGAAAAUGAAACUUUUUCAAAGUACGAUUAGACUUCAUUUAGUGAAGGGAAUUCCCACCUCUCAUUACUAUCUCUAUUCACAAGAAGGCGAUGAUUUCGAGUAUUGGAUUGGAAUCAAUGUUUGGUCGAAAGUUUGUCACAUUCAAGUGGGAAGAAGUGGGAAAUUCUCUGAAAAAGCUUUCCAAAGCUUUUUCACCUUUGUGUUCAAAGAGAAAAGAGGUAUUGAUGAACUUUGUGAUGCUCUUUAUAUGAAUUGCAAUGGAGAUCCGUUAUGUGUGGCUGCGAUAGAGAAAUUUGCGAACUCUAUCGGCAUUGAAACCCCUCGACACACUCGUUGCUGGAUGUAUGCCUUUCAUCGAUCAAUCAACAUACCAAAAUAUCAUCUUCCUGAAGGUUUCACUGUCGAUUCGAUACAAGAAAAAGACGUAGGGCUGGUGGCAAGAACAUGGAUUUUCAAGUCUCCAACGGAAGAAGAAAGGAUACGACUUCGUCUUAAAAAUCUUGAAACAGUUUGUAUUCGAGCGACAAAUGGAGACGCGGCUGCUUUCAUUAUGUUGGAGUCAAAUGGAAUGAUCGUGCAUGCGUUUGUACUUGAGGAAUAUCGAGGGAAAAGAUUACGUGAUGCCCUUUUCUUCGUGCUUGCUCAAAAUGCUCGUGAUCGUUUCGGCAUCGAGCCAUAUUUUUGCACGGUGAAGCCAAAUUUGCUUAUGGAUCGAUGGGUGAAAGAUGAAUGGAAGGUGCUCGAUGAGGAUGGAGAGCAUGAGUCCAUGGAUUUCCUUCCGCUUACAAUCGAUAACGAGGCUAUUGAGAGAAUUCAAAGCUUU
Messenger RNA from Mesorhabditis belari, 888 nucleotides. The record is from the annotation of a GenBank genome assembly. NCBI's taxonomy places the organism in Eukaryota, Metazoa, Nematoda, Chromadorea, Rhabditida, Rhabditidae.